GCCAUGUAUAUCCUUAGAAGACUUUCAAUGGCUUUUCAUCUACCAACCAGUCUACAUGUGGUUCAUUUUUGUCUUGGGAUUUAUAGAAAAUGCAUUUGUCAUUUCAGUCUUUUUGCUUCAUAAAAGUCGCUGCACUGUGGCUGAGAUCUAUCUGGGGAACAUGGCAGCCGCAGAUUUGGUUUUCAUCUCUGGCCUACCCUUCUGGGCUAUUUACAUUGCUAAAGGAUUCUACUGGCAGUUUGGCGAUUUCCUAUGUGUAGCUGUGAACUCGUUGAUCAUGUUAAACCUCUUUGCCAGCGUCUACUUCUUAAUGAUGGUCAGCAUCGAUCGAUAUUUGGCUCUAGUGAAGACCAUGUCCGUCGGUCGGAUGAGAAGACCUUGGUGGGCCAAAGUGACCUGCGCCAUCAUUUGGACCUUUGCGGCAGUAGUGAGCUUGCCCAAAUUUAUUUUCCGAAAAGUCACCUUCGUCCCAGAGCUCAACACCACCGCAUGUAUCAUAGACGCCCCAUCAGACACAUGGCAUGUUGUAAACAAUAUCAUCUUAAAUGUUGUUGGUUUCUUGAUACCUGUGAUAGUCAUCGGAUUCUGCUCCUUCCAAAUUGUAAGCGUCCUGAGGAAUAACACCAUGCAAAAAUUUAAGGAAAUCAAAAAUGAAAAGAGAGCCACGUGGUUGGUUUUAUCCGUGCUGCUGGUGUUUAUAGUCUGUUGGCUCCCAUUCCACAUUUCCGCUUUCAUAGACACGUUGGAUCAAUUUAAGGUCUUCCCUCGCUGCGUUGUAAGCCAACCUAAUGAAAUCUUCAACCAGAUAUCAACCUACAUCGGCUUCAGUAACAGCUGCAUCAAUCCGCUCCUGUAUGUAAUAGUCGGGAACAAUUUUAGAAGGAAAGCGAAGGAGGUCUACAGGGCGCUGAUUCCCAGAAAGUUCAGGCAGAGGGGCGCCUCCAUACAAACAAAUUAUUCAAUGGAGACAACACAAUCUUCCAUGUACUUGGAUUGCCAGAAAAAAAAGUCCAUCUCUUGAGUAUGCCAA
Nanorana parkeri is the source of this 1030-nucleotide messenger RNA. RefSeq names its product B2 bradykinin receptor-like. Gene Ontology annotation, cellular component: membrane. Gene Ontology annotation, molecular function: bradykinin receptor activity. The transcript has a single exon. The coding region runs from base 56 to 1021 and encodes 321 amino acids. Lineage: Eukaryota; Metazoa; Chordata; Amphibia; Anura; Dicroglossidae. The record is from RefSeq and is a predicted model, not a curated record. Gene Ontology annotation, biological process: vasoconstriction; smooth muscle contraction; neutrophil chemotaxis.